Molecule: messenger RNA, 693 nt
Organism: Parasteatoda tepidariorum (common house spider)
Lineage: Eukaryota; Metazoa; Arthropoda; Arachnida; Araneae; Theridiidae
Molecular function (GO): RNA-DNA hybrid ribonuclease activity; nucleic acid binding
Source: RefSeq, a predicted model, not a curated record
AUGCUCAUAAAUGAAAAGCAUAUACCAACGCAAUUAAAGAGCUUGAAGGAAGAACCAGAUGAUAAAAUUCCAUUUGUUAAUGUUUCUCUGGUGCUGGCCAUCCAUUCAAAAUUUGGAAAAGUUGUAUUACUGUCAGAUUCCCAGGCUGCAAUCCAGGCAAUCGGCUCGCAGGGAGACGCUUUGUCGGAUGAAGUGCUUCAGUGUCGGAGACUUAUCAAACUUUUGGCACUAAUAAACAAAAGAGUAGUCAUCCAGUGGAUUCCCAGCCAUUGUAACAUCUAUGGUAACGAGCAAGCUGACUUUCCUGCUCGCAAGGGAACACAAAUCCUUCAGCCAAGUUUCUCUGGAUUGUCAUACCAUUCCAUGAAACUACACAUAAAAAACAUAAUGAAAAUGAAUGCCCUUGCUGACCUACGAGAAAGCAUAAGGAAUAAGAACUGGAGGGAGACGGAUAUUAAGGCAGUACCAGGUAAGCCUCGACGAGAUGCAGUAGCCACCUUUAGACUUUUAACAGGUCAUGAUUGUCUAGGAAAACACCUGUAUCGUAUAGGUAUUUAUGACCACCCUCAGUGCCAACUGUGUGGUUCUGGAGCACCAAUGAAUAGAGAGCACCUCCAUUGUUGUAAGAGGCUCCACGGACUUGACUCGGAGACCGCAAGAUAUUGGCGUGGGAGAGAGCUUUCGGGAAGAUGA